Drosophila kikkawai is the source of this 1509-nucleotide messenger RNA. RefSeq names its product probable cytochrome P450 28d2. The record is from RefSeq and is a predicted model, not a curated record. Gene Ontology annotation, molecular function: heme binding; oxidoreductase activity, acting on paired donors, with incorporation or reduction of molecular oxygen; monooxygenase activity. Lineage: Eukaryota; Metazoa; Arthropoda; Insecta; Diptera; Drosophilidae.
AUGGACCCGGUUGGAUGGGCACUAUCCUCGAUCGCCAUCCUUUUGGCGCUGAUCUAUAGGUUCCUCACCUGGAACUUUGAUCACUGGAGGAAGAAAGGAAUCAGGACGGCGCCCACUUGGCCAUUGGUUGGCAGCUUUCCCAGCAUCUUCACUCGCAGGCGGAACAUAGCCUACGACUAUGAUGAUAUCUACGAGCAGUUCAAGGAUACGGACAAAAUAGUGGGUGUGUUCAACACCCGAGUGCCACAGCUACUGGUUACGUGUCCGGAGUAUAUAUAUAAGAUUUAUGCCACUGAUUUUCGGAGCUUUCAUAACAAUGAAUGGGAGAAAUUCUUGGACAAAAAGACGGACAAGAUCCUGGGAAAUAACCCGUUUCUGCUGACGGGAGAUGAAUGGAAAGAGAAGAGGUCGGAAAUUACGCCAGGAUUGUCGCCGAAUAGAGUCAAGGCCGUCUAUCCCAUCUCCCAAAGUGUCUGUAAAAAGUUCGUGGACUUUAUUCGGCGUCAGCAAAAUAUAGCCACCUCACAGGGACUGGAUGCCAUGGAGCUUUCUCUUUGCUACACCACUGAAGUGGUGUCCGACUGCGUCCUGGGAAUCUCCGCUCAGAGUUUCGGGGACACGCGGACGCCCAUGGUCAGAAUGACCCAGCGGGUUUUCAACUCCUCGUUUGGGUUCAUCUUCUUCAAUAUGUUGGCCAAUCUCUGGCCAACAAUACGCAAGUUCUACAGCGUGGCCUUUUUCAACAAGGAGGCGGUGGAGUUCUUCUCGGAUAUAAUCAGGCGCUGCAUCACCUUGAGGCAGACCUCGCCCACACAACAUCGCGACGACUUCCUCAACUACAUGCUGCAGUUGCAGGAGAAGAAGGGCCUGGACACUGAGGAGUUAACCACGCACACGAUGACCUUGCUCACGGACGGCUUUGAGACGACGGCCAUGGUAUUGGCUCACACCCUGUUGAUGCUGGCACGCCAUCCAGAGAAGCAGCAAAAGGUCUUGCAGGAAAUAGGAAAUGCAGAUUUUACCUUUGAUCAGCUGACCGAUCUGCCCUAUCUGGAAGCCUGCCUCCACGAAACAUUGCGCUUGUUUUCGCCGCAAGUUGCUGCUCGCAAAAAGGUCACCGAAUCCUACGACUUUGUCAACAAGAAUGGAGUCACGUUGCGGGCAAAUCCUGGCGAUGUGGUCACCAUACCAGUGAAAGCUAUACACCACGAUCCUCAGUAUUAUGAGAAUCCGGAUUCCUUCAAGCCUGAGCGCUUCCUGGAGGCAAAUGGUGGGGUCAAGGAGUACCGUGAAAGAGGUGUCUACCUGGCUUUUGGCAAUGGACCUCGCAUCUGUCCAGGCAUGCGCUUUGCUCUUACUCAGAUCAAGACAGCACUUGUGGAGAUCGUUCGCCACUUUGAGAUCAAGGUUAAUCCCAAGACCCGCUCGGACGAUCAGAUAGAUAACACCUUCUUUAUGGCUACCCUGAAGGGAGGGAUUUGGUUGGAUUUUAAGGAACGGAGAGGUUGA